Messenger RNA from Alosa sapidissima (American shad), 2284 nucleotides. RefSeq names its product oxidized low-density lipoprotein receptor 1-like. The record is from RefSeq and is a predicted model, not a curated record. The transcript has a single exon. Bases 629 to 1246 code for a protein of 205 amino acids. Lineage: Eukaryota; Metazoa; Chordata; Actinopteri; Clupeiformes; Clupeidae.
AUGCCUAUCAGAUGCUACAGUCCUACUGUACAUCCACUCCAUCUAUGACUUGCUAAGCAAGCGCAAAUGUAAUUUCGGUAGUGGCUUUCCUUUCUGCUCUUUUGGGGUGCAAGCGGCCAUCGUUCUAUCGCGAUCUCCGCUUCAGGCAUUCCAUGACCACGGCCAGCUACCAAACACGCGCUUAGCUUACAGUAUACACUCAGUAUAGCAAUCAUGCCGACGGGCGAACUAGUGAAAGUAUGUUGGAACAGUGCCCUCCUAAGUAGAUGAUGUGCAAUGUUGGGCAAAAAAAAAUGAAAAAUGGGGCUACAGGUUAAGUUAUUUUAUACUUUAUUUUGCUGCACACACAUGUUUGAGUGGAAGCCAGACUGAAUUUACUCCUCCCACAAAAUAUGAGUUACGGAAAUUCAGAGAUAUUUUUGUAAUGUGGCAAGAUUUCAUAAAAACAGAAGUAACACUGACACUUCUGAGAAACUGACACUUCUGUAACUAUGAAAAAGGAAGCUUUUUUUUUUAAUAAACCCCCACAUUGGUUCCUCCAAACUUCAAAUCCUAAGAGACCCUUCCGGUCAUAAGAUAGUGACAAUUGUUCAUCAUCACUUCAGCAGCUCCAACAGUGACAACAGAUAUGUCAGGAGAUGGAAUAUAUGCAAACAAUGACAACUUUAAUAUGAGUCCCACUUCUCAAAAAGCAGAUUCAGGAACAGAGGGAAGAAUCUACGCCAAUGUGAGUCCUUGUGGCAGACCUGAGAAGUCUACAGCCUCCAAGCCCUCUGGAGCGGUGAAGAACUACACUAGAUGGGCCGCGGUGUGUCUGGGACUGCUGUGUGUUCUGCUGCUAGCACUCAACAUAGGAUUGGGAAUCAAAUACCUUCUGGAGAAACGCCAGCUACAGGCUGAGAGGGAGCACCUGCUAGCAAGCCAUGUGAAUAUCACCAUAGAAAGAGACCAGGCAUUGGCCAGUAAUACCAACCUAACCAGACAGAUGUAUCAGCUACUCCGCACCAAUGGCCAGCUUCAAGCCAGAAUCUCUAAACUGGAAAAGAGAUGUCCCUCAGGAUGGAGAUAUUUUAACACCAAAUGUUACCUCAUCUCUUCUUCAAAGAAUACGUGGUCUGAAAGCAGACAACGAUGCAAAGACAUUGGAGGAGACCUGGUGAUCAUCAACGACAAAGAGGAGCAAGUUUUCAUUCAUGGAUUGGGAAUCCCGGUUUGGAUUGGUCUGAGGAAGAUCCAGGGUGGGUAGAAAUGGGUGGAUAACACACUUUUGUCCACAAAAUACUGGGAUUCAGGACAACCCAAUGAUGAAAACGAGGACUGUGUUGUCAGUGGUUGCCCUGCAGGUGACCCAUUUUCAAUAUGGCAUGAUUAUCUAUGCAGCGUGAAACACAGUUUCAUUUGUGAGAUGUCUUCUUACAUGUUAUACUGAAAAAAUCUGUUACAUAUUUUGCUGCAUAAUAAAAAUGAAAAAAAGAUGGUAAGCAAUUUUUGGAGCAAACUUUCAUUCAUGGACUGAAAAUAUUUGUUUGGAUUGGGCUGAGGAACAGCCAGGGUGUGUUAGAAUCGGUGGAUUGCACACAAUUGUCCACAAGCUACUGAGAUCAACCUGAUCGUGUGACGAGGACCGUGUUGUUGAUGCUGAUAAAGGUGAUACACUCUUCAGCUGGUACCCAUGUAGCGAAAAAUGGGCCUAUUGUUUCAUUUGAGGGAUUCCUGCAUACAUGUAAUACCCACAAAGUCACUUGAGAAAAAAAUCAACAUGGAGACUGUACAAACUUAUUGAUUUUCCAUGACACUAUGUGUUUGUUAGCCUGUCGAUGAGACAUCUAAUUCAUACCUGUAUGAGAAAAUAAUAUGAUACACUAUUGUAUCUUUAAAUAAUCAAAAAUGAAACAGAAUCAGUCCAAAAAAGAUCAAAGAAGAGGAAAUGAAAGGAACUACUGCGAAUAUCAAUCAAAUGUGAAGCCCAUCAACAAGAUUGCUGAUAUUUAUUCAUUGAUUCGUAUGUAGAACAAGUCUGUGAAAUAUAUUCUAUGCAUUCAUAAGGUGCUUAAUCAUUAUGGAAACUGCCAUAACAAAAAUAAUGUUCUCAAUGUCCCUAUAGCUUCUCAAUUACCUUUGUUGUUUAACUUUUUGUGGUUUAUAAGUUAGAGAUUUAUGGCAGAUAGCCACAUGACAGGGUAAAAAUAAGAUUUGAUAUUUUGCAUUAUAAUAAAGUUGAAAGGUUGAUAAUAAAGUUGGAAUGUUUUAAAUUAUUGUAGAUGUACCGCAAAGCGGUACAAAA